This is a messenger RNA of Glossina fuscipes, 5028 nucleotides long. RefSeq lists its product as uncharacterized. NCBI's taxonomy places the organism in Eukaryota, Metazoa, Arthropoda, Insecta, Diptera, Glossinidae. The record is from RefSeq and is a predicted model, not a curated record. The transcript has 4 exons. Bases 929 to 4990 code for a protein of 1353 amino acids.
ACACUAUUUAAAUUAAAUGUAAAGUGUUUUAUCAUUUUUUUGUAGAAGCAUUCGCUUCGGAAGAGUUAAUCGAUCGAAGUGAUUUUGAUGUUAUAUUAUCUCAAAGAGAAUUCUUCUUAUCAUACCAUCUUAACUAAAUUAAGGCAAUAACGCUAAGAAAGCGCUAAAAAAAAAAAAAAAAAAAAAAAGGAAAAGGAAAAAAAUCACACUAUGCUUUAGUAUGUAUUUAAAGUACAACGAAAACUGUUUAAAAGAAACCGGUUUAUUUAAAAAGUACACAUAAACGCAUCGUAUUGUUGUUAUAUUACGUUGACUAAGCAAUAUUGUUUGUGUGGGAAAAGACACAUGAGAGCGCUUCACCGUUUUCGUUGUUAAGAAGCAUAAAACGAAAAUUCAAAAUCAAAACAAAAAGCAAAUAAAUGUAAAGCACUAAACAAGCUAAACAAAUACCUAAUAAUGAUAAUGAUCAUAAUCAUGAUCAUAAUGAAGGUAAAAUCACAUAACAAACUUACAAAAUUGCCUUAUGGCAAAGCAUCAGCGAUUAAGAGACUCGGUAGUAAAUUGUGGACACACAGUUAUCGUAUGAUUCCACAUACGUGGUUACUACUGACUCAGAGACUCGCAUGAAACUGAAGGAAAACUUAAAAACGACCGCCGCCAUCACCGUCACCGCCGCCAUCACACACAAAUCGUAAUACGAUUGUUGUUAAUGGUAACAAUAACAAGAGUAAUUUGCAAAGAUUUUGUUUUGAAUUUUUAAAGGAAGCAACAUAUUCAACUUCUUUUCUACUAGCGUUGGUAAACUCGACCAAGUUUCAAUGAGAGUUCUCGAAAGAUUUACAACGACUACUACUAUUAAUUUCCUAACAACGAUCUUACUAUCUCCUAAAAACUCUGUUAUCGUCUUCUUACACUGUUGCAAAGCGUCAUGUCAGAACCGGUUAGUCAUGACGUUAGUACUGAAUCACUUUGUACCGUCAUAGAGACAAGCAAUAACGAGUAUCUCAUCAACAAACUUAAAAAGGAAAAUUUUAUCACAACCACAUCUUUAGAAUCCCUGAAUACGAAUAGAAAUUCUAUUGUUGAAGGAACAUUAAAUAAGGAAAAGAGAACAACAAAUGGUUGUUUACGAAAUUCAAUAGAAGAUAGCUGUGAUACAGAUAGGUCUGAUUAUAGAUCAGAUUAUUCAGUCAAGUCCCAAGAGGACUUGCCAACGAAACCACGCUCUAAAUUAAAAAAAUCGGUAUCAUUUGAUCCUAACGAUGAAAAAAUUAAAAAAUUCAUAAGCGGUGAACCCAUUGUGGACCAACAGAAUCCUUUCAAAAACGCAAAUGGUCAUUUAAAUAACGGCAAUUGCAAACGAAAGGAGAAAAAGAUACCUCCUCCAGUACCGGCGAAGCGUUCUACACUUAGCGUACGUAAAACCGUAACUCAGCAGUUAAGAGAACGUGAACGUGAAAAAGAAAAGGAACGUGAACGUUUAAAAAACGAGGCAAACAAUCGAAAAAAUCAGGUGGUCAUCAAAUCACCCACCGAUGAGUUCAUUACCACCGAAGAAGUUUUAAAGCAAUCGAAAUAUGUUAAAACAUACAUUAAAAAUCCAGAUCCGUAUUUUGUUUACGAUCCUACAAUAUUGGCUAGGCUAAAAUUCGAAGAACUUAAAGAUUUAGCUUUGAAGAAGCCACCAAAGAAAUUGCAGCCAAAUCAAGGUAACCGGGAACGUGCCAAAGACACUAAUAAGCGGCAAUCGGACACCAGACUUAGACUUCCUUUAGCAUUUAAAAAAUGUUCGAAGCCCAACUAUCCUGAUCUCUCAGAUUUAAAAAUUAAAACUGGCACAGAUUCCGAAGGCACUUUUUUAAAUCAAGCUGAAGUAACAAAGAAUGCCAAAAAAUUCGACGAAAGAAUAAAAAAACUCAACAUAUCCUCGGAAGAUGAUAUUGACGAAAUCGAGGAGCCUCUAACCAAAAGCGAAUCAAGUGAUGAAAUAAUUAUGAUCAAUACCGAACAAGAUAAAGAAAAGCAUAGCAAAAUGCCCCAAAACGGCUACUUAAAAAGGGAGCCAUCACCUCCAGCAAUAGAUGGCACUUUUACUAAUACCAUCAAAUCAAAGGAGUUCCAAGAGUACCUUGACAAAAAGGGAUUAACGCUAAUACCUAAAAAAAUACCAAAUGGGGCCCAACCAUUAUAUAAAAAAUCAGUUCCUUCCAAUAAGCAAAUCAGUUUUAAACAAGAGCCUGAAUGUGUACAAAUUUCCUCCUACGAUAAAAAGGACGCUGUCGACAGUGGUAACAAAAAACCUUCAGUGUUUCAAAGACUUCUCGCUAAUAGCAUUUUUGCAUCUAGACGCAAGACCUCCCCCAGGCAUAAUGUGCCAACAGCCAAAACAGUUUACGUGGAGGAUGCUAGCAAACAACUUCCGGGCAAUGAAACUCCUAUAAAACCCAUUAAACGCGUGGUUUUAGAACGUCAAAGUUUCCAUGGACGUCCAAAAACGAACAGUUUAUUGAGUCCAACAGAGACCUUGGAAUUAAAGCAUCAAACGGAACGUACGCGUAAAAGUUAUGCCAGCGGCGAUGAAAUACCUUCGAUAAUAGGCACUAAUUUAAUAAAUGGUGAGAGCAAUUGCGAAGUCGCAGAGAGGCCGACAGCAACUCCUGGCCUAAGGCGACGAGAAUUGCAGGUAAAAACUGUAGCCAAGCCACCACGCAGGACACUUUCGCGUGAACGUGUAGGCAAACAAGACUCGAACAAUAAACCUAUAAGUAGUAGCAAUUUAUAUUCUUUACCUAAAGAAAAUGGUCUUAGAUGCGAAGAACCGCUAAAGCGUUCAUUGGAAAGACAAAGUAUGAUACCUAAGCGCACUAAUGACAGACAGCAGCAGCAGCAGCAACAACAACAGCAACAGCAACAAAUAUUCGCUAGAUCCUCAUCAAUGGAUCGUAAUGAAAUUCUAAAAAGAAAUGCGGUUCGGGCAGCUCAUCAAAGAUCAAAUAGCGUUUCUGGUGAAGCGUCAACACAACUUUCUGCCAUUACUAGGGUAAAUACGAAAGAAAGUAUUAGAGAAACCACUUUCCCCGUUAAUAAUGGUCCGCCCGUGACAUCUACUCCUAAUAAGGAGGCAGCGCCCUUAGUACAUGCCAAAAAUAUUUCACCCAUCUCGUCGAUACCGAAGAAAGCAUCACAACUAGGCGUAUACGUCGAUCAGAAGGAAUGGGACAAAUUGCGAGCUAUUAAGGAACAAACCGAUCGUGAAUUAUAUCAACGUGUGAUGCAACAGCAACAAAAACUGCAUGAACAACUACAACAAACAAAAGACCAAGAUCAAACAAAAGUAGCACUAGCGACGACGUCAAUAACUGCAGAAGCACAGGCAUUAAGUAUACCAGAAAAUAUAUACGAGCAUUUGCCUGGCGGCGGUAGCCAAAUACGUUUACAACCCCUAGAGAGCAAUUUUACAAGAGGUUCCCCGCAAAGAAAUACAUUUUCCGGCAUAACGCGUUUGAGUAACAAUCGACAAGUGAAAAUAAUUGAUGGUAAAGCGUUGAUCACACCAAUAGAACCUGUCAAAUCAAAGCAAACUGAAUCAGCAUCAGUACCAGCGCGAUGUCAAAGUGUGUUAGAAGGCGUAACUCAUUCCGUUUCCACAUUGAAUAAGCGAGGUUAUGAAAGUGAAACUCCCGACACACCGGUCAUACUAAGACGCAAGCAGGAAGCUGUCAAUCCAUCAUCGCGGCGUAUAGGUGGUAUAUUGACACGUGAGGAGAUUUUGCAGAAAAUUAAAGAGUUCUGCAGAAAAUCAUUAAAUAAAACACCAACCAAUCAACAGACUACACCUUUACAAGCUAUUUAUGAGAAACAAACACCUGUGCCGCUGACAACUGGGGCGAUUAGUACUGAUCUCUCGCCCGUUUCGUAUGUUUCGGUGGAAAUGCAUCAACGUCCAGGCUCGCGCAUGUACGCUACUCCACAAGUACCACAACGCAUGAAUAUGCAACAAGCCGUCGCUGGACAUUUUGUGCCCAUAGCCCAAGAAAUGGUUACCGAAGCUAAUGUAACCAAUUCUCCAAUUUAUGCUCACGUAAUAAAACGGGGCAGCGCGCAAUCACAGCAAGCGGAAUUAUAUGAGAUGACACCUCGCACCUUCGUUCCACAGCCAACGACCCAAUAUGUUUUGAGACGAGAUACCGACAUAAAACCAAUUCUCAUACAUCAAGGCACCAUGCAAAGAUCUGAAAGCUCUUUCUCUCCUAACCCCAAUGCAGCCAAUCACGCAACAACCCAAUACAUUUUAGUGGAUGGUGAUAAUGUGCAAACAGCACAACUUGUAAACGGUUAUCCUCAAUAUGAUUUAUACGCUCAACCUCAAUACGUGAGGCCACAUCAAUUACAGGCGAUGCCAGCUAGCUAUGGAUACAUAACCGUUCGUGAACCUAUAAUAGUACAGCCAGCACAGCCGACACAUUUAAUACGACCCCGAUUGCACGACGGUCGCAGUACUCCUUUGAUACUUGAUCGCUCAAGUCAACAUGUGAGUCAAAUUUAUUGGAGCCCAACUUCCUCCAAUAUUGCACAGCAACAACAGCAGGCGGGACUAUUAACUGACCAGAUUAGUCCACGUUACGCAAUUAAACAACCUUAUGCAGUGCCUGUUACACGUUUGGAACAGCAGUUACAACCAAAUCGUGCUACUCCCGUGUUGGUGCGGCAAAUAUUACAACCGCAACAGCAAUCUGCGCAUAUACAAAACGUUCCAGCUCAUCAACAACGUCAAUAUUCCCCUCUAAUAAGAGAAUCAACACCUACACGCCCGCAAAAGCUUCAACAGCCUCAAAUUCAAGAGCUAACUAAUGCCAAUGCAAGACAGAGUCCAGCAGCCUUUGAUUGGGAAAGUGGUUCUGAAGCCGGCGAAGUGCAACGCAUCAUGGAAAAACAACAACAAAAUGAUAUAAAAUAUAAUCAAUCGCAAGAAUUGAAACAGAAUGGAUAGAGAGGAAGAGAAAACUGUAAAGACAAUCCCCAGCCCAU